ACGUGCUAUGGAUAAGUAAAGUAAAGGAAAGGAGAAAAAAAAAGUAAUAUCCAAAUAGUAAUAGCAUCAUCAUAUAUUCAUCAAACCACGAGAUAAUUUUUAUUCCAUUUUAUAUAUAUUUCUGUAAUUUUUCUUUUUUUUUCUCUCUCUCUCUCUUUUUCCCUUAAACUUUUUCAUAUGGCAACUAAUUUGCUACCUUAUGAAGUUGUCCAUUGCUCUUCAUGGGAUGACGACUAUAAUCCAGAACAACUAAUGGAGGCUCCUUAUAACGAGUCUUCUUUUGAUAGCUACAAAGGCUGGCAAACACCCAAAUGUCCUGAAUACCCGCAAGAUUUAAUUAUUCACUUGCUAACAGGGCCAGCGUAUAUUAAUAAAGUUCAAGUAUUAUCCCAUCAUUUUAAAAUUGCAACCAAGAUUGAUGUCUAUGUCGGCAUAUUAAAAGAUCCACAGGAUGUGUUAGAGGAUAUCGUAGUACCUGAUACAUCAGAUGAGGAUGACAACAUGUUGAUUGAAUUUACAAGACUUGGUUAUGUCUGUUUUGAUAAUAAUGCAAGGGCUCAGUUCAGAGCUCGAGAAUUAAAAUCAAUUAAAAUUAAUAUGGAGGGUGAAUAUGUUCGAUUGGUGAUACGUAACUGUCAUCGAAAUAGAUUAAAUACAUAUAACCAAGUUGGUAUACUUGCUAUCAAAGUAUUGGGUCAGCCCAUACACAGUACUUCACAUGCAUCUUCUUCUAUACCCUCUCGAAAUAUACAUCACCCAUUUGAUGAGAACAGCCUAUUAAGUUCAUCUACUCGUCGUACAAGCGUAUCAAGCAAUCAAAGCAUCAUUCAGAAAUACCCUUCUACUACAAACAUUGUCGAAAUUGAACUUCAGCAAUGGGCAACUGUCUUACUUGCUGCCGAGGAAGAGGCUGUACAAAACGAAGCCUAUCAAGAGGCCAAGACUUAUAAAUACCUUGGAGAUAAGAUGCAAAAGUUUACAAAGAUAUUAGCAGACCUUGAAAUCGGAAAGAGACAUGCUGUGGAAACUAAGGAUUAUGAUGAGGCAGAAAAGAUAAAGGAUGACAUAAAGAUAGUAAAACAAACAGCCGAGUCUUUGCUAAAACAAGCAAAUAUUCAAAUAACAAGUGAAGGAAGGUUGGUCCAAUUGGAGUCUACACAAAAUAUACUUCAAGAUGAAGAUGAAAAAUAUCAUGACUUUGAUGGAACACUCAUUGGCUGCGAACCACCUCAGACGCAAUCACAGCAGCAUCAACAAGAGGAAGAAUGGAUGGUGCCUGAUGACGACGAUAUUAUGUCAACCAACACAGCCAUUGUACCCACACAAGCCGAAGAACCCGUUGACCCUGAGAGUAUACCCGAGCCUAUUAUGGACGAAGAACGUGGUCCAUAUACUUUACCCAUUCAAAUAUUUGGUGAAGAAGUUGUUGCUUGUAUUCUGAGCAUAAAAUCAAAAUGUAGAGGAAGGGGACUUGGCCAACUAGAGCAAAGGAUUGACUCAGCAUAUCAGUUGGUCCGAAACAAUCAAUUAAGCGAACUCUACAUCAUGUUUACUCCAGAUUAUGAUUUGACCGAUGAGACUACGAUGGUUGCUGAUUUUGUCAAUGCUUCACUCAUGUUAAUCCAAGAAACUGUCAUGGAUUCAAGAGAGCCUAUUGUAACGCUUGCUAUAUCUAUCUGGCAUCAACUGAACGACUUUUGUCAACAAGCCAUUAUCGAAACAGAAAAAGUGAUUGAAUGGGUCGAGCGUGCCUUUUGCGGACUCUUGAAACGAACAGGUGAUACCCAUCAAAAGACAAGACAAGACGCAACUUCUUUGAUUCUCGUCUUGGUUCAAUCUUAUUCUACUUCUCCUUAUACCCUAUUACCCUUGUAUAUUGGCAAACCAGAAAGACUGAUCCAUAAUCAUAAAGAAGCUAAAGCUCGAAUCGAGCUUGUGGAAACCACUGUGCUUAAGCUGGGCAUUGAUACACCUAACAAGACGACCAGCAACAAAAAGACCACAAAGAAAACACUCGUGCCUCUCCAUGACCUCAUGCAGUUUGUGAUUGCUUAUCUAGGACACUCUCAUGACGAGGUGCGAGAGGCAGCUGUAAAGUUAGUUGUUACUAUUUCCGAUCAAGUUGGCUUCAACUUGGUGAGUUCAUAUAUUGACGAAUCAUUAAAGUUAUCACUAGCAGAUACUGUAAAGAAACUUGUAGAUAAAGAUUCAUUAAACAAUGCCAAGUUUACUAAAAAUGAUACCAAAAAAACAAUAUCCGAGUUGCGUGCAUUAACUGUCACUGAAAGAAGAGCACCUACUCAACGCACUGUUACAUCUGUCAAGAGGUCAGCUGCAAAUGAUACCAAGUCUACGGCUGCCGAUAAGAAGAGGCCUGCUUCUUCUGCAGCCAAAAAAACAACAGCAACAACAACAGCCAAUACCCGUACAACCUCAGUUCGCACCAAGCCUAAAGAGCAAGUAAAGGAACGUACCAAGGAAAAACCUAAAGAACAGCCAGCUCAACAAGAGGUACCUACUCUCAAUGAAAAUAGUGUUUGCAUAUUCUGUGACGAAGUGAACCCAGAAUUCAACGAGGAUACGUUAAUCAAGCACUAUUACAAUUCCUGUCCUGUGUUGACAAACUGCCCAAUGUGUCGUAUGAUUACUGAAAUAUCAACAUUAAAUGAACACAUGUUGGUCGAUUGCGAAAAGAGACAUCUGACCAAAGAAUGUACGCGCUGUCAUCUAGCUAUUCCUGUUGAACAAUGGUUGCAACACACACUGAAGCAAACAUGUCCUAAUGUGAUUGAUCCCAGUACAACAGCAAUAUGUCCUUUGUGUACAGUGGACAUUGAGCCACCAAAUGAAUCAGGAUGGAAGUUACAUUUGAUGACAGGUGAUGGUUGUCCAAAGCUGAAGAAAUCUCGUUCACCAAAGAAACAGCAACCGCAGCCGCAGCCGCAGCAGCAGCAGCAACAACAACAACAACAACAACAACAAACCAGAAGAAAGGUUACAAAAACAGCCAUUAAAAAGUAG
Messenger RNA from Rhizopus microsporus ATCC 52813, 3021 nucleotides. RefSeq lists its product as uncharacterized. The record is from RefSeq and is a predicted model, not a curated record. The coding region runs from base 178 to 3021 and encodes 947 amino acids. NCBI's taxonomy places the organism in Eukaryota, Fungi, Mucoromycota, Mucoromycetes, Mucorales, Rhizopodaceae. The transcript is spliced from 11 exons. Gene Ontology annotation, cellular component: cilium.